Vitis riparia (riverbank grape) is the source of this 953-nucleotide messenger RNA. RefSeq lists its product as uncharacterized. The record is from RefSeq and is a predicted model, not a curated record. NCBI's taxonomy places the organism in Eukaryota, Viridiplantae, Streptophyta, Magnoliopsida, Vitales, Vitaceae. Bases 167 to 724 code for a protein of 185 amino acids. The transcript has 4 exons.
AGCUUUCAUGUGGCUUCUUUCUCAAUUUAGCGUUUGCUUGUGAAAGCAAAUUUUUUUUUUUGGUUGCAGGUGAGAUGGUUAUUUUCAAUCAAACAGACAGACUGUGUGGUUUAUAGAGAGUAGGGAGAAGGGUAGAUCUGGUGUGACCUGAAGGUUCUCUGCAGCGAUGGCUUCAACAGUGAUACUGGUCGUGGUCUUAAUCUUUGAUGUCAUUGCCUUUGGUUUAGCAGUUGCAGCUGAGCAGAGGAGAAGCACUGCCCAAGUUGUUCCAGACAGUGAAGAUAAUUAUAAGUACUGUGUCUAUGACUCAGACAUUUCAACCGGUUUGGGUGUUGGUGCACUUCUUUUCCUCUUCGCCAGUCAAGCCAUUAUAAUGGUCGCAAGCCGAUGCUUCUGCUGUGGGAAGGCUUUGAAUCCUGGAGGUUCAAGGGCUUGGGCAGUCAUCCUUUUCAUAACUUGCUGGGUUACUUUUCUCAUUGCUGAGAUAUGCCUGUUAGCGGGUUCAGUGAGGAAUGCCUACCACACCAAGUACAGGACAAUUUUCAGUGAGGAUCCCCCGUCAUGUGAGACCUUGAGAAAGGGUGUGUUUGGCGCAGGGGCCGCUUUCACAUUCUUCACUGCCAUUCUCUCUGAACUCUACUAUGUUUGCUAUUCAAAAGCCAGAGGAAGCUUCCCAGCUUAUGGUGGUAGAGAAACUGGUGUUGGGAUGGGAACCUACAGCUGAGCUUAGUUAAGGCGAUCAUGACUGGCUUGUCAAUUUGCUUUCUCCAUUGCCCAUUUUGUUUUUCAUUUCAUAUAUGAGGGAUUGAAUUUAGUCAGAGAUAGAUUGUAUUCUCAUCUGUAUUUCAUGUUUUUUUUUUCCCCUCAUUCUAUUGUGAACGAUUCCUUCUUUGUCCUAUAAAUAAUAGCAGGAUCAGGACACUGUUGGUCGUGUUCCUAUACGAUUUACAUGA